AUGUCCUCUUUAAGAGUAAACCAUUGUAAAAAGGGGCUGAAGUUCUUCCUCGACUUAGGUAAGCACGUUCAAAUAGAUGAUUUCAUCUAGUUAUAGCUCAGGGGAACCAAGCCACGUUAGAGUAUCGUCAAUUAAAACCGAACGUGAUUGACAUUUACCAUACUCAGGUGCCUCCGGAGUUGAAAGGAAAGGGGAUUACCGCACAAUUAUGCAAAGUAAGGUACCGUCAUAACAACGAUUAUCUCCGCAACGUGUGCAGUUAAAGUUUGACUUCAGGAAGCGUUCAAUUAUGCUAAAGAAAACAAACUGAAGGUCGUUACAAGUUGCCCAACCGCCCAGAAAUACAUCGAAUCUAUGGCUUCAGAAGCCGAAAAGAAAACGGUUGUUCGAGAAUUGAAGGAUAAAAAGGAUUUGGAAGAUUCAUAA
Messenger RNA from Bursaphelenchus xylophilus (pine wood nematode), 426 nucleotides. The record is from the annotation of a GenBank genome assembly. NCBI's taxonomy places the organism in Eukaryota, Metazoa, Nematoda, Chromadorea, Rhabditida, Aphelenchoididae.